GGUGACGCUUCACCUAGCCCGAACGGGAGGAAUACAUGAACAAUCUACGCAACCUCAUGCAUCUUCAUAUAAAUUCAACGUUGCUUAGUCAAUCGGCGAUCCAGUGCCGAAAAUAAGCUACUCCUAGGCAUUACGAUAGGAUGGCGCGGUUAGCGCUUUUGAUAUUAUGAUGAGGGGUUACAAAAUAAAAGGAUUUUCUGGCAAGUUAAGACGAAGCCAACAGUGAGGUACUCGAGGCAUAUCAAGAAGCCGACUUCGCGGCUCGUAAACACGAGAAGGGGCUCGGAGUCCCACCAAGAGAAACGGCGACUGAGCGACGACUAGGUAGCGCCCGCAUUACCACUUAUCAUUUGCGCGCCAUGGAUGAAGCGAUCACAAUUCUCAAGUCGCAAAAUGUCCCGGUCUUUGACCGUGGCGACGAGGAGUACGAACGCUCCGUCGCAACUCCAAAUCUCUUGUUUCGCUUCUCAAGACCCAAUUGCGUUAUCCAACCCGAAUCAGCUUCUCACGUCCAAGCUAUUAUAAAAGAGGCGCGAUCAAAGAAUCUUAAAAUCACUAUUAAGUGUGGUGGUCAUUCAUACGCGGGUCAUUCCACCGCAUACGAGGGUAUUUCUUUGGACCUCAGGAGGAUGAAAAAGGCCCAACUCGACAUGAAGUCGAAAACCGUCACCAUGGAAGCUGGUUGCCAAUGGGGCCAUGUGUACAAAACAUUGAUAAACGACCGACAUGAUGGUUAUGUCAUCAAUGGUGGAAGGUGCCCUUUUGUUGGUGUCGGUGGUUUUAUGCUAGGGGGUGGCCUCGGCCCAUUCACGAGAAGUAUCGGAAUGGGAAGCGAUACUCUAAAAGAAGCUACAAUCGUGACUGCAGAUGGGGAGCUAGUUACCGUGAAAGACAGCGAUGCCCGUAACUCUAAGAAUGGGAGAUUAUUCUGGGCGCUUCGUGGUGCGGGAGGUGGUAAUUUUGGCGUGUUAGUCCAGAUGAAGCUCGGCGUCAAGAAAUUGCAAAGCGAAUACGUAGUUGCUGGGAGGUACCAAUGGUUCCCUCAAUCAGUGCUGACAGAUGACUUCAUGGCUACGAUGAACAAGUUCUACACGACCGAUUGGCCUAUUCGAAUAACAAUUGAUAGUACUUGGAUGUGUGAUCUUCGUCAAAACUCAGGCGACGGAGUUCGGUUCCUCAUAUACUUUGACGGCAAGAAGGAUGAAUUCGAGCGCAUCAUCGACAAGUAUAUACAAGACCCGGAACUUGCAAAGCAACUCAAGCGACGCUCCUUGCCCGAGAAGUCUACGCGAUUCCUCCAUGAAACUCUUGUGGUGCAGUGGUCCGAGGAAACCGUAAGGGCUUUCCCUACUAACAGGACCUACAGCAUCUACAGCUCCUUCGUUUUCGGCAACGAAAGAAGCAACAUUGAGAAGAUUACCACUAUAAUCCGGGAAGAGAUGAAAAAUUUUCGGCGUCUUUUCGCUGGAGAACGAGUUGAAUUUCUAGUUACUUGGAUUCAUUCGGGCGGCAAGGCGAAAGAGAAAAGCCCAUCAGAUUCCGCAUUCUUCUGGCGUCAAGCUGUGUAUCACACCUACGUCACGGUGGAAUGGGAGGAUAAAUGGAUGGAAAAGGAUAUGAGAUGUUUCUUAGGGAAGGUCAAGAAACUCUUGAGGCCCCUUUCUCUCAAUGGCGAGGCCGCAUUCAUCAACUUCCCUGACGGGGCGCUAUCAACAAAUUCCCACGAAAGAGCGUAUUUCGGAGAUAAUCGCAAUGAGUUACGGCUCAUCAAGGAGAUAUGGGAUAGGAAUAAUUUCUUCAAGUGGGACCAAGGUGUCCGACUUCCAGGGGCAACAGACGACGGGAAGACGGGAGUGGACGUACCGAACGAGGAGGAUCUAACGGAUACUAUCGCGGGGAAACAGUGGGAACAUUUCGAAAUUCCCGAAACCCUUCAAACUCCAGAAAACAAUGAGUUCCUUAAGGGUCUUAAGGAGUUGGAAGAUCUGGGAUUUUGAAAGAUUUCUACACUAGACUGCUUCGUAAGAAGCCUCAACUCCUAGUCCGUCGCUGCAGAGCCAGCAUUAAUAACUUCCUUUCCCCCCUUUCGGAAUUUCCUAGAGGCCUCCUUCACCUUCUCUUGAAGCCACGGCGUCUAUUCACAAAUAAACUCCGACAUAGUCGCUGUACCCCCCACCGGCACUACCGGGAUGGUGAUGUUGAUUACUGGCGGUGGUGGCUGUGGCAGUAGUAGAUCCGAGACAGACCACGUCAGAGCUAUACGAAUGGUAAGCAAGUCGUUAUUCGAGAAGUUAUAUGCGCUGAAUAGCAAUACACUUACCUGUCCUCGGUCGAGGAGGACCGCAAUGACCGUAUAGGUUCGUAGAAUUUAUUCUUGUGGGCGCUGUUGAUGAUACUAUGCAGUACCUAGGUAUCUUGGCCCGGAAUGAAAUAUGAUAACUGAAAUGGCAUGGGUAUUGAAGGUUGGUCUGGUAUUGAUACCUAGGUAUUUAGGAGGUGUACGAGAUGUGAUUAGGCAUAAAAGAGAAACGAAUGAAGAUAUUGACCGUAACGAAUCAAUUUAAAUAUGAACGCUUCUCCGGCGAGCUAUCUA
Molecule: messenger RNA, 2593 nt
Organism: Hypoxylon trugodes
Lineage: Eukaryota; Fungi; Ascomycota; Sordariomycetes; Xylariales; Hypoxylaceae
Exons: 2
Coding region: 360-1997 (545 amino acids)
Molecular function (GO): oxidoreductase activity; FAD binding
Source: RefSeq, a predicted model, not a curated record